AUGGGUUUAAUCGUUCCAAAAUACUGUGAUGGCUCAGUGGUCACCGGUGCUAUUCAGAUUGCCUUGCACGCUCCGCUGAUGUCUACAAUUCAAUUCUUAAAGUUGCGGCAUUCCACUAAUUAUUGGCUUGCAGCAUACCUUUCUAUUUCAGGUUCGUCUCAAGCAGUUGCCAAACGACUUGAUUUAUCUCCCAAAGGCUCGUUCAUAUUAAAACUGGGCACUAUCGCGGCUGGUUGUGGCAGUGGCGCUAUGAACGGGUUGUUCAGUAUUGGCGGACCGCCGAAUAUGAUUUUUGUUCUCUUGACGAAUCCUGAUCCACUGUGUUGGCGAGGAACAUCAGCAACAAUGAAUGUUGUUAUUCACGUUUUUACUCGUCUUCCAGUGCUGCUUGCGGGCUCACUGUUCGACGAUGUGGAUUUGUGCACAAUUGUUGUCCUCAAUCUUGGUGCUGUCUGUGGACUUAUGUUAGGGAAUCAACUCAGUCGUUAUGUUAGUCUUCCGAUGUUUCGUGCCUCUAUUGAUCUCGUGCUGGUGGUGUCGUCGUUUAUGAUGACUCCGUUGUUCAUACUGGUUCCUCUGCUCGGUGUUGCGACACUUUGGGUAGUUUUUAAGCUGGCCUUGUACGAGUAUAGGAAGCGCCGAAAUUACGGUGAGGAGGUGCGAGAGCCGCUGCUUCCGUAAGUCGUUACUCACGACGAACUAAUAUGAAGGUACCUUCUUAUCUAACUCUCAAUAAUCACUGCUUCUUGGC
Messenger RNA from Perkinsus marinus ATCC 50983, 751 nucleotides. RefSeq lists its product as hypothetical. The transcript has 7 exons. Gene Ontology annotation, cellular component: membrane. The record is from RefSeq and is a predicted model, not a curated record. NCBI's taxonomy places the organism in Eukaryota, Perkinsozoa, Perkinsida, Perkinsidae. The coding region runs from base 1 to 681 and encodes 226 amino acids.